Molecule: messenger RNA, 2370 nt
Organism: Galendromus occidentalis (western predatory mite)
Lineage: Eukaryota; Metazoa; Arthropoda; Arachnida; Mesostigmata; Phytoseiidae
Product: auxin response factor 7
Exons: 6
Coding region: 1-2370 (789 amino acids)
Source: RefSeq, a predicted model, not a curated record
AUGUCGUCGAUACAUCCUCUCCUCAUAAAUCCCGCGAACAGUCUGGCUGAUAAUGUGGAUGCCCAAUUCGGCGUCAUUCCCGAAGCCGAAGGCACCUCGGAAAUCCAUGUUCCGAUGCCGCAGGCGAGGGAGCGCACCCCUCAGCGGCGGAUAAAACCACGGAAUAUUCGGACGGCCUUGAAGAAACUCUGGCUCGACGAGAUGCUCCUCACCAAACAGAUCCUGUGCCCUGUACCGGGCUGUACGAUGGUGUUCUCAACACUGCAAGGCAUACAGAACCAUUACCAGUUCUGCACCGGUCUAAACGAGUCGGGGAUCGUCCGUUGCGAGUUCUGUGGAGAGCAGUUUCUGUCUCAGAGUCUCGCCCUGGAGAUCCACAUGGCGGAGGAGCAUCGCUCGGAGAGACUAAUGUCCAUGUCCAAAACAGAUGAGCAAGUUGUAGUCAAGUCGGAAUCCGUGUCAAAAGUCAAAAAGUUCCGAGACCCGCCUGAAAUUCUUGCCAUACCCCCUACGCCUCCCCCCGAUGUGGUAAUCGAAUCUCGCCGGAGGAAUGUCGCCUACUCUCGGAACCAAGAAGAACUCAUCGAUUGUGAAGAGCUCGAAGGGGUAGUGCGUUUCCCUCUCCGCAACCUACCUAAAGGGGAGCAGGAGGACCCGUUGCAGCUGCCGGCGGUCAUGAUGAAUCUCGACAUAAAUCUCAAACCGAAACCGUUCAGUUUCGACGAUCUCGACGAAAACUCAAUGAUGGACGAUACGCUCCUUUCCGGACCUCUGAAGAUCAAGAGCGAACCAAUCGACAGUGCCGAAGACGACCCGCAGUACAUUUCCAACAUGAUCAAGAAAAUGCCGGAGCCUGAUCUCAAAACGGUGCCACCGGUCCGAAAAAGACCAAGACCGCCUCAAGGACCAGACGUCCGCUUCGUGCAGGUCAUCAUGCGGUCCAACCCGGCCGAACCGAACGCAGCGCAAUCGAUUUUCAGAGAUCCUCAGUUCAUGGAUGCUAUCGUUCAGUCGAGUCUAGGCCAGAGUGGGCAGCCCAUGAAGAAGAAGAAGAAGCGAAAACAGAAUCAGCAGCAACCCGUCUAUGUGGUGGCCAUUAACGAGGCGCAGGAGCAGCCGAUACCCUCGCACCAAGUUGUAGUUCCGAAUCCGCGACCUUUCCCCUGUCCUAGCGGUCCCGCGAAUCUCAUGAAGAAACCCGCGCGGAGUCGUAAACAAGUGUUCCCUCCCAACCCUCCGAUGGGCCUCGUACAAGUAUCGGCGUCCCUCGAUCAGGGCCAACGAUUCCUACAGACCCAUACUCUCUCGGAUAAGCCACAGGUGCGGCAAGAGGUUAUCGACAGUUUUUUCAACUCCAACCCAAGCUCCUCGAUAAUCGGCCUCAACCAGCCGUCGACGUCGUUCGUCGAGGAUUCUAGUCAACUUGUACAAAACAUGCCACAGUCAUCCCAUCAUCAGUUAGGUCAAGCCGAAUACCAUUCUCAAGAUGAUUAUCAGACGCUGCAAGUCGUCAACACGUCAGACGUCCUCAAUAUUGGCGAGCAGAAUUGCAUUAUCGUGCCGCCGGAGGCAUUCAAUCAGUUCGACGGGGCCCAGCUGAUCCUGCAGGAUGGCCAGCUGAUCGUCCAGAGUCAAAAUGGCGAGAGCUGCCAAGUCGUCUAUGAGAAUUCCACUUUCACGGAACAAGUCGAACAUGCCGAUUUCGCCAACUCGCAUAUCGAGAUGAACUCAGCGAUGGAAGGUGCGAUCUUGCCCGAACAGCAGCAGCAGCAGCAACAGGAACCGUCGAAGCAACAAGAAGAGCAUCACCAACAGCAGCAGCAGCAAUUAAUGGCGUCCGUCGAGAAUCCCGCGACCGCACCUGCCAAUGAUCAGGAGCAACAGCAGCAACAUCAGCAGCUCGUCAUGUCUCAGCAGAUGCAGAAUGCGGCAUCUGGAGAUGCAUCACUGAAAGUCGGCUUGCACGGCGGCAACUCAGUCCAACUCAGCGUGAUGGACGUUAAAGAUCCCUCUCUGGACAACACGAAACCCUCGGACUUCAAGGAUGACGCCGAUACAACAGCCACUCAAGCUGCCGAAGCUCUCCUCACACUGAGACCUCAGAGCCGGUGUAUCCCUACGUCCCCAAUGGAACUGUCCGGCGAACAACUCCUCAAGGAGAGCAAUUGCGAGGAAUCCCACGCGAGCCAAGAGGUAUUCCAAGUGGUUCCGGAACCGAGGGAGAACCUCUCAGAGAAUACGUCCUCGGACAAUAUGGUCGCGACGGCGCAAGUCACCGACAUGCAGGCUGCGACGGCAAGCAGCGGAGUUCAAGACUCGGAGAGUUUCGGCUUCAGCGGCGGUGGCGACACCGGACUCGAUCGUAAAUGA